AUACUUAAUUUAGUUUCGUUGCAAUUACGCAAAACUAUUUUGUUUUGCGUAGUAAAAUCUUAAACUAAUUACAAGCAUGGAAAGUAAAAUAUACGUUUAAAGUCAAUACAAUUAAGCUAAGUACAAUUAGAUCAAUUUGUUGUUUUGAUACUUAAGCAAUUAAAUUUUUGUAACUAUAAAAAUUACCUGGUCAAAUUUUUUUCAGCUAUAAAAAAAGGAGUUAACAUUAUUAUUAAAAAAUAUUUUUUAAUUUAUUGAAAAUGCUAUUUACAUUUUUAACUUACACGCUAUUGGCAGCAAUGUUUGAAACAGCACCACUAAUUUAUCAACCAUGUCCCUUCCACGAACAUGACGAUCCUACGCGUGUAUUAAAGAUAUUACUCGAAAACUUCAAUGUUUUUAAUUCAACAAUAAAAGAUCUUUCUAAAUCAAAUCAAAAUCACGAAAAUCCAAAAAACAGCCUAGUUAGUUUUCAUACAUUUACAAAUAAAGCACCAGUGUGUGAAACAAAAUCAAUUGAAGUACCCGAUCUUAUUGGUAAAGUUACUAUUCCAAGAAAAAUAACGGAGGUAACACUCGUAAACUCUUUAAACGCAAAUAAAUGUAAAAAAGUAAAAAAAGAAAUCGUAUAUUUAGAGGAAGAAAAAUCUUGCAAUAAGUAUAUAGAUGCGCGCAUGUACAUUGUAAAGAUCAGAGAUAUCGUAGUAGCCUACGAACAUAUGAUUUAAAUAAACUUAAAAAAAUUAAACUAUCAUAAAGCGGUAGUGGUUCCGAGUUCGAUCCCCAACACGUCCCUGGUAGCACCGCGGUCGACUCGUUUCUCCGCGCAAAAAUUAAACUAAUCAUAAGCUUUUUUGUUGACCAAAAAGAUGCUUUUAUAAACUUAAUAUAACUUUUUUAAAUUUGGUGUGAAAAUUUUUGUACUUAUAAAUCUAUAUUUUGUUAUUUAGUAAGGUUAACAAUAUUUAUAAAAACAACUAUAAGCAUUUAUA
This is a messenger RNA of Hydra vulgaris (swiftwater hydra), 992 nucleotides long. The record is from RefSeq and is a predicted model, not a curated record. NCBI's taxonomy places the organism in Eukaryota, Metazoa, Cnidaria, Hydrozoa, Anthoathecata, Hydridae.